AUGAGGACCUCAUUGGUUCUACUAACAACGCUUUGCGUGACUUGCAAUGCCUUCCAGGCAACCCCAGGAAAGAAAACGUCACUCACCUCACUCCACAGUUCAGUUUCCGAGACAAGCGCAAUGAUGAAAGAGAUGAGAGAAAAGAUGAACGAGAAUGAUGAAGCUAGAAUGGUUAUGGAAGCACUAAGAGGGACGAAUCUCAACGACGAUGAUAAUGCUAUGUUCGGAUUGGAGAUGAAACUCGUUAAUAUUGCCGAUGGUGGCGAUGGUGUUCUUCCAUACGACUACGAUCCCGUCGCCCUAAAGAAGUUUUUCGGAAGUCGCCCUCUCAGUGUCCUAACGAGAGUAUUCCAACUUGUUACUGUCGGUGGUGGAUUUUUCUUCAAGGCCACUUUGGAUCAAUUGCUUGGAAGAGUCAAGAAUAACCCUGAUUUGGAAGUGCAACGCGCUGGCGAGCUGAGAGAUAUCAUCACAAGCCUUGGGCCUUUCUUCAUCAAAAUUGGGCAGGCACUUUCAAUUCGUCCGGAUGUCCUUUCUCCAAGAUCGAUGGUGGAGCUUCAGAAACUGUGCGACAAGGUGCCAUCCUACGAUUCAAAGAUUGCAUUUGCCACAAUCGAAAAGGAACUUGGAAAGCCUGUGAUGGAAUUAUUCAGUGAGAUUACUCCCGAGCCGGUAGCAGCCGCAUCGCUUGGUCAGGUUUACAAGGCUGUCCUUAGGGAAACCGGAGAGACAGUUGCUGUCAAGGUUCAGCGCCCUGCUGUAUUGGAAACCGUAUCCCUCGAUCUCUAUCUUGCCCGCGAGUUUGGGUUAUUUGCACGUAAUAUUCCAGCUCUUGUUGAGCGAUUGGAUGCUGUGGAGUUGUUGGACGAAUUUGCAUUCCGAUUCUACCAAGAGUUGGAUUACAACUUGGAGUGUGAAAACGGUAUUAAAAUCGCCGAAGAUAUGCGUGUCUUGCCAAUGGUUGUCAUUCCCAAAAACUACCCCAAGUACACCUCUCGCCGAGUGCAUGUUGCUGAGUGGAUUGAUGGAGAGAAACUGAGUCAGAGCUCGGCCGAUGAUGUGGGCGCCUUGGUGAACUUGGGCGUGAUUACAUACAUGACCCAAUUGCUGGAUACUGGAACAUUCCAUGCGGAUCCACACCCUGGUAACAUGAUGAGAACCACCGAUGGAAAAUUGGCCAUUUUAGAUUUUGGACUCAUGACUCAGGUUACAGACAAUCAAAAGUAUGGUAUGGUGGAAGCGAUUGCCCACUUGAUCAAUCGUGACUACACUGAGAUUGGACAAGAUUUUAUCAAUUUGGAUUUCAUUCCAGAAGGAACCGACACGCGACCAAUUGUUCCAGCGUUGACCAAGGUCUUUGAUGUCGCACUUGCUGGUGGAGGUGCCAAAUCCAUCAACUUUCAAGAGCUCGCCGCCGAUCUUGCCGAGAUCACGUUUGAAUAUCCUUUCCGUAUCCCACCCUACUUUGCAUUGGUCAUUCGUGCAAUUAGUGUAUUGGAAGGUAUUGCGCUUGUUGGCAACCCAAAUUUCGCAAUCAUUGACGAAGCAUAUCCCUACAUUGCCCGAAGAUUGAUGACUGACGAUUCUCCCAGAUUGCGCGCUGCGUUGAGAUAUAUGGUGUACGGAAAGGAAGGUAAAUUUGAUGCUGAGCGAUUAAUUGAUUUGUUGGAAGCUUUGGAAAAGUUCAAGGCAGUCCGAGAUCAAGGAGAUGGUUCCGCAUUCAAGGUUGAUGGAGUGCGUGGAAGCAAGGAUGUCGGAAGUGCUGGUGACUUUGUCGGUUCUCAGACAGUGGAUACCUCAGAACGGGAUACUGAUAUUGAUGGAGGCCGUUUCCGCGUCAGCACUAGCAAUGGAGCUGGUACAUCAGCAACUGCUGCUUUGCAAGCACAAGAGGACGAAGACACGGCCCGAGAAGCCUUGCGUUUCUUCUUCAGCCCCGAAGGUGAGGUGUUCCGGGACUUCUUGUUGGAUGAGAUUGUUACAGUGGUAGACGCUAGCUCCCGUGAAGCUAUCCAGGAGCUCACUCGACGAUUGGGACUUUCAGCUCUUCCCGUCCCUUCCUUUUUCCGUGCCCUGAACCCAGAAUUAAGCGAGAACGACCGACGAAUGGUUGACCAAAUCGGAACUCUGGUGUCCUUCUUUUCAGGCGAUUUUGAAAGUCUUGCCGAUGAUGGCGCUGGAGCACAACAGGCCAGAUUGCGGGAUCUCAUCCCUAUCCUCCGGGAGUAUUCACCACAACUGCAGGACUUUGGUCGUACACUUGUCGCUCGGUUAACUGAGAAGACACUUUCUCGGGGUCUGAACUGGGCGUCUCAACAACUAGCACCAGCUGCCUAA
Cylindrotheca closterium is the source of this 2337-nucleotide messenger RNA. The record is from the annotation of a GenBank genome assembly. Lineage: Eukaryota; Bacillariophyta; Bacillariophyceae; Bacillariales; Bacillariaceae.